Messenger RNA from Cimex lectularius (bed bug), 3573 nucleotides. It is a transcript of the gene exd, whose product is annotated as homeobox protein extradenticle. Gene Ontology annotation, cellular component: nucleus. The transcript is spliced from 9 exons. The record is from RefSeq and is a predicted model, not a curated record. Bases 59 to 1174 code for a protein of 371 amino acids. Lineage: Eukaryota; Metazoa; Arthropoda; Insecta; Hemiptera; Cimicidae. Gene Ontology annotation, biological process: animal organ morphogenesis; regulation of transcription by RNA polymerase II; embryonic organ development. Gene Ontology annotation, molecular function: RNA polymerase II cis-regulatory region sequence-specific DNA binding; DNA-binding transcription factor activity, RNA polymerase II-specific.
CCAUCUUCAUUGCCUUGUUUAAAAACCGAGACGAUCAAUCGACUUCAAAAGCCGGCAGAUGGUGUAUUUUCUUCCCCCGCUGAAAUCCAUUUCACUACUUAGUCUAAGGAACACACAAGAAGAAGAGCCUCCGGAUCCCCAGUUGAUGAGGCUAGACAAUAUGUUAAUAGCUGAAGGGGUGGCGGGGCCGGAAAAGGGCGGCGGCGUGAGUGCGGCUGCAGCGGCUAGCGCAGCAGCAGCAUCCGGCCAGGUACAGGACAACGCGAUAGAACACUCCGACUACCGGGCCAAACUCGCCCAAAUCAGGCAAAUCUACCACCAAGAAUUAGAAAAAUAUGAACAGGCGUGUAACGAGUUCACGACGCACGUAAUGAACCUCCUGAGGGAACAGUCUAGGACGAGGCCCAUCACGCCGAAAGAAAUCGAAAGAAUGGUUCAAAUAAUACAUAAAAAGUUCUCUUCGAUACAAAUGCAACUGAAACAGAGUACCUGCGAGGCCGUCAUGAUUCUGAGGUCGAGGUUUCUCGACGCGAGAAGAAAACGACGUAACUUCAGUAAACAGGCAUCUGAAAUCCUCAACGAGUACUUUUACUCACACCUUAGUAACCCCUACCCCUCGGAAGAAGCGAAAGAAGAGCUUGCGAGGAAAUGUACUAUUACUGUCUCCCAAGUAUCUAAUUGGUUUGGAAACAAAAGGAUUAGGUAUAAGAAAAAUAUUGGGAAAGCACAAGAGGAGGCGAACCUAUAUGCUGCUAAAAAGGCGGCAGGUUCAGUUACCAAAUCAGACUGGCUGUCUAGAAGUUCUGAGAGCCUGCAAGCAUCCCAAACAAGAUCGGGAGCGUCACCGUACAGUAUGGGCCCUGGUUCGCAGGGCACCGCCACCCCCAUGAUGUCUCCAGCACCGCCUGGUGCGCCCCAAGACUCGAUGGGCUAUUCAAUAGGAAUAAACGGUGGUGAUUACAGUUCGCCAAUGUCCUCCGCCCAGACGCCAUACUCGGAUGGGAGCCUGGGCUAUGAAGGGAUGCAUCAGGGGAGUGGUAAGACAUCAGGGUCACCUCCGAUUCGUGGGGAGGGUUGGAACCCACCGAGGGAGCAGAUCCCAGACUUCCAGCCACUACACCCAGAGGACAGUGGCGAUAGCAGUGAUAUAGACAUCAAACGCCCGAAGCUCUAGACACAUCCCUCUUUCCGCGUCAAGCUGGUCCCUGUAUCACAUCACUCCCCCCUUUGUUUGGUUCUCAUUGCGUUGUCGCGCAUUAACGUUAUUGAAACAGGUGCCAGCGGUUAUGCGACCUUAAAUGCACAGUGGUACAGCUUACGACAAUUGUGAUAGAGCAAUCUAAUUUUUAAUGUUUAGUCUAUAAGUGUUUUCUUUUUUCUUUUAGUUUCUCUCUUGGACUUUCACAUUUCCGCAUUGUGUUCAUUAAAUUUUUAUAUUUAAUUAAGGGAGAAUCUUUUUUUUUCUGUUAUACUUUUUCUUUCAUUUUUUGUGUAUAAUUUUGUCAAUUUUUAUGUUGAGAUUUUUUUAAAAGAAAAAGCUGUACCUCUGUGCAAAUGUUUGUAUAAUAAAAUUGCAAAAUAAUUAUUAUUGGGGUUUAAUGUGUAAAAUUGUAAUUGACGAUUGUAGAUGAUUUGUUUAUACAACUUUGGUGGAGGUUAGUUAGUUUUCUUUGUUGAUUUUUUUUUCUUUUGGACCGGCACCUGAUGUUGGUCGUGGCCAGUCUUUGUAUUUUUAUUUUUUCUUCCUCGCGCCUUUUUGUGUUGCUUAUUUUUUGCGUCUUAUUCAUCAAUAGACUUUUUUAACUUCUCGAAAUAUCCACAAAAUACUGUUUUAUGCUUCAAUUCUUUGUCCUAGUUCAACCCAACAGCUGAUUGAAAGAGUUAACAUUAGCAAAAACCCAUGAUGAAGACUGAUAACUUGUAACGAUUGGUAAAUAAAAGCAUUAAAAAACUGUCAGAAUCGAUGGCGCAUUGUCAAUUAACGUAAAAGACAUUCCCAUAAAAAUAAAAAAUAACAAUAAAAAUGCCUAAACAGUUCAGUUUAAUUUAUCCAUAAUUUUUCAUAUUCAGUGUUCAAAGAUUGUGCAUAAAACAUGUUUUCCCCCAACAAAAUUCGGAUUUCGAAAUUUUCCAAUUUAAAAAUAAGCAAUGAACUAAAACUUGUCGACGAGGCCUUCGAGAAAUUUUAAACAAAUUUAUAUUUGUACUACUUAAAAUACUUCGUAUACGAAGCAGAAGCCUGGAUAGCAAAGGUUUCGAACAAAUGACCACAAGUCGCUUAUGUUUCUAAAAAAAAAAUAUAUAUAUAUAUCAUGUGUUUCGAUGUAUGUAUAAUUGUUUAAGCUCUCUGUACAUAAAUCAUAAAACUAAGAUAAGUUAUGUAGUAUAAUGAAACACUAUACAUUUUUUUUUCAUUUUAUAUGAAAGGGUUUUUUUUAAGGUAAAUUAUUUCUCAAGGAUCGGACUUUUUUAACAAAUGAUAACAAUUAUAAUUUUUUUUGCUUUUUAUUUACUUUUUUUGGUCUGCGCACAGGUAUUUGUUUAUAAAUUGGUAAAGUCAUAGAGAAAAAAUUUAAACCUUCAAUUUCUGUUAUUUUAUGAUUUUUUUUUUUUUUAAUUUUGAGUACGUUUCAAAUGAAAAGGAAAAACAGUAAUAAUUACUUAUAAUUUACAAAUUUACCUCCACCAAAGGCCCUUUUCUUAUUUGGGCCGAAAAUUAAUUUUAAAAUUAAGGGAGAAAUACAAAAAAAUACAAAAAAACUAUGCGGUUGUUCCUAAAAAGAACAAUACGCGGUGAUUAAAAUGGUAUACCAGGAUUCUUCUAUGAUCCGACACAAUAUAUGUAUACGAUUUUCUAAAUAAAAAAAAAUAUUAAACAAAAAAAAAAGAUAAAAACUAAAACAAAAAUGUAAUACAUGUAAUAAUAUUGUUAUUCUAAUACGUAUAUAAAGUAGUGUAAUUUGAAGAUUUUUUAGCAUAUAUACCUAGGCAAAACAGAGUUUGUGUGAUUACUAACAAUUAGUUAAUAUAUGUGUAAUGUGUUUGGCCAGUAUGGAAUAUUGUGUGGGACAUGGAAUUCCAUUUGAAAAUUCAAGCAUUUCCAUUAAUUAUUUAAAAAAAUAUAUUUAUAUAGAUAUUGAAAUAAUUUAACUAUUAUAAAUUUUAACAAGUCAAAUGAAGUACCUCUUUUUUUAUACAAAGUACAAUAACAAAUUAAAAAAUGUAAAAUUUAUAUUAAAAAAAAAUGGUUAUGCUUAAAUUUUACUUUUGGCAGACUAUGUUGGUAAAAGGGGGGGUGAAAAAAAAAACAUGUGUAUAUUACAUAAUUACAAUGAAAUCGGGACCCCGACCCCAGACCCGGUGACGACUCUCUUGCACUCCUGGCGCUGGUACUCAGUGCGACCCCAUCACCAAACACUCGAUUUUGAGUAUCCCAGUAACAUACGCGCAAAUAACACAGAUACAAGAUGAAAUCUGAACAACUGAACACUGCCCCCGGCACACUCGAUAUUCCUGUGGAGCCUGUGCUUCAUUCACGCUUUAUUCAUUUAUUCAGUUAAUCAGUCACGCUAA